Sesamum indicum (sesame) is the source of this 1589-nucleotide messenger RNA. RefSeq names its product RING/U-box superfamily protein. Lineage: Eukaryota; Viridiplantae; Streptophyta; Magnoliopsida; Lamiales; Pedaliaceae. The record is from RefSeq and is a predicted model, not a curated record.
AGCAAACUAAUAUUAAAAAAUUCAUGUAUGAAACAAAACCAAUGUCAAACUACCAACAUGUAUAUUAGUUUUGGACUCUUCUACAUACAAGAUAAGUAUUUUUUCUUGCACCCCACCACACCCCUUUGGGCUGAUAGAUUUGAACAAUGAUCACAUCAUUUCUUCUCCUCCAAUUCAUCAUCAUCUUCUUGAUUGAUGUUAAGGCACAAAAUCCUUCGGAAAGCACAGAAGUGAUGCCUCCACAGGAUGAUUCAAUCAGCAACAAUUUCCAGCCUAGUUUAGCUGUUGUGAUUGGCAUGUUAUCAAUCAUGUUUGCUCUCACCUUCAUCCUACUUCUCUAUGCCAAAUUCUGCCACCGGGCGUCGUCGUCCGGCUACAAUACUACCAGCCACCAAAUUCAAGACGGGCUGCUCCGGUCCCGGUCCGCUGCCUCUGGGCUCGAUAAGACGGUGGUUGAGUCCCUCCCCUUCUUCCGGUUCUCGUCUCUCAAAGGGUCAAGGGACGGCCUGGAAUGCUCCGUCUGUCUUGCCAAGUAUGAAGACGUUGAGAUUCUGAGGCUGCUGCCCAAGUGCAGGCACGCUUUCCACAUUGGUUGCAUUGACCAGUGGCUAGAGAAGCACUCGACGUGCCCGCUCUGCAGACGGAAGCUGAGCGCGGACGAUCUGACGUGCUCGACGAGCUUGAGGUUUCUAUGGAGCCAAGCGGAGGCAAGAGAGGAAUCGAAUCUAGAGCUGUACGUUCAACGAGAGGAGAGUCGUUACGGGUCCUCCAGAUUCAGCAUUGGCAGUAGCUUUAGGAAAGCUGACAGGGGGUCGAACAAAGAGGAGGAAUUGCCUAUACAACAAGGCAUGGAUUCCGACGAUGAGAAUCACAAGCAGCCGCCUCUCCACCGAUUCAACCACAAGAUCAACGUCAUGUCCGACGUCGUCCUCAAGCAUCGCUGGAGCAACGUCAGCUCCUCCGACCUCAUGUUUCUCAACUCAGAGAUGCUCAACGACGUUUCCAGCGCAAGAUUCUCGUGUCUGGAUGAGGAAAUAAGAGAGGAUGAUGGGAUCAUGAAUGUCAAACAGGAGAUGGGGAGAAAAAGGGAGUUGGAGAGCAAGGUGAGGGAAAUCAGGCAAGCCGAUCAGGCCCACAAUUCCUUCCCAUUCCCCACAAGCUCGGAUUCCAAACAGUUGCCAAAUCCAGGGUUUGGAUCGAAAGCCCUGAAUCCCAGUGAGAAGAGAUCCAUGUCUGAGAUAAUAGUUCAUCCAAGAUUCAGCACGGAGUUGGUGAGGAGUGAAGCUUCAUGUGUAGAUGUGAGGGAGGAGAGAAAGAGAAGGCUAUGGCUGCCGAUUGCAAGGAAAACAGUACAGUGGUUUGCGAAUAGAGAAGGAAGAGCUCCACAAUCUCAAGAAUCAAAUCUGCAGAAUCUAAAUGUAUAGUACUUCACCUGAAAUUAGUUGAGAUUCUUUAGCUUCAGAUCCAGAAUGUUGAAUUACAAACACUCUCUUUUUCUUUUAUUACAUAGAAAUUCAAUUGCAAAUCAAAUUUGAUCGCGUUGUUAAUUACAAUUCAAGAAAAGUGACAAAUUACGAUUGUUUCGUUCA